Eptesicus fuscus (big brown bat) is the source of this 261-nucleotide messenger RNA. It is a transcript of the gene SPINK4, whose product is annotated as serine peptidase inhibitor Kazal type 4. The coding region runs from base 1 to 261 and encodes 86 amino acids. Gene Ontology annotation, molecular function: serine-type endopeptidase inhibitor activity; protein binding. The record is from RefSeq and is a predicted model, not a curated record. NCBI's taxonomy places the organism in Eukaryota, Metazoa, Chordata, Mammalia, Chiroptera, Vespertilionidae. The transcript is spliced from 4 exons.
AUGGCUGUCCGUCUGUGGGUGGUCGCCCUGGCCUUGGCUGCCCUCCUCGUUGUGGACAGGGGAGUGCCAGUGUCAGGAGAAAAGCUCGUUUUCUCAAGAAUGCCCAUCUGUGAGCAUAUGGCAGAGUCGCCAGACUGUCCCCGGACAUUCAACCCGGUCUGUGGCACUGACGGGGUCACAUAUGAAAGUGAAUGCCAUCUUUGCAUAGCCCGGAUGAAAACCAAACAAGACAUCCAGAUCGUGAAGGAUGGCAAAUGCUGA